Molecule: messenger RNA, 645 nt
Organism: Tarenaya hassleriana
Lineage: Eukaryota; Viridiplantae; Streptophyta; Magnoliopsida; Brassicales; Cleomaceae
Exons: 3
Coding region: 58-348 (96 amino acids)
Source: RefSeq, a predicted model, not a curated record
AAUCUCUUCUUCCAAGUCCCCGUAAGAAGAAGUUUACUCCGCAGAUAUACACCGGAAAUGGCGUCGUUUUGUAGAUCGGCAAUUAUGGCUGGUUCCAGGUCUCUAGCUUCUAGAUCCAGAACCGUAACGCAAAGGUCCCUCGACCUUAAACCCACAACAAAUUCGUCUCCUUUCACCUCUCUGAAUAACUCUAUCCCUCGCGCUUCCAGGGUUGUUUCGGCGUUGGGGAGCGUGGAAACGAUGAUUCCGCUUCAUAGCGCCAUUGCUUCUGCUCGGCUCCGGUCGAGUAUCGCCGCCGAUUCUUCCUGUUGGAGCUGGCUGUCUCUGGGAUUUGCUACUCCUUUGUGACACGGUCCGCUGGAUGAUCUAUAAAAGGCGAAAUCGUCAGUCAAUGAAAAGAAACACAAACUGUUUUUCGGGGUUUCGGGAUUUCGUUCAAGUGUUUGGAGUUCUUGUACUGCGUUUAUCGUUAUAUCGGCCUACACUACACCAUUUGGUGAAUGGAUUUUAUCAUAAUGUCUCAGCAAGAUCUGCAUUAAGGAAUCCAGUGCUGUUUGGUUUGAUUCCGGUUCAGUAGAAGUAGGAACUCAUAAGGAUCGAUGACAAUGUCAGAUUAAGAUUUUGUUUUCAUGUUCUUGGCGUGGA